This is a messenger RNA of Pseudophryne corroboree (corroboree frog), 3617 nucleotides long. RefSeq names its product serine protease 53-like. The record is from RefSeq and is a predicted model, not a curated record. Gene Ontology annotation, biological process: proteolysis. Lineage: Eukaryota; Metazoa; Chordata; Amphibia; Anura; Myobatrachidae. The transcript has 14 exons. Gene Ontology annotation, molecular function: serine-type endopeptidase activity.
AUGUAUGUUUAUAUAUGCACUGCCUCCACCCUGUACUGUGUGGUCGGCGCUGCAGCCACCAUUGCUGGUGACAUAGAAAUUGAGGAAGCCACUGUGGAAGUGCAACAGGAUGAUGAGGAUAUUUGUGUAGCUGAAGCUGUUGAUGAGGAUGUUUUUUGCAAUAAAAAGUCUAUGGCAGUGUGCGGGAAACAGGGGCUGCACAAUGUCAGGAUUUAUGGGGGAAACAACGCCAGCCCUGGCGAAUGGCCGUGGCACGCCACGCUGAGCUACAGGAAGAAGCCAUACUGCGGAGGGACCCUGAUCUCUGACAGGUGGCUGGUGACCGCUGCACACUGCUUUGACCCGUAAACCGUAGCUGUCAAAAAAGACCCCAAGCAAUGGGCCGUGCACCUGGGAUUCUCCAGAAUGGGGUUUGUCCCAGAGGAGAGCUCGGCCGUCACCGUGGUGCCUUCCAGGAUCUUGAUACAUGAGAACUACACCGACUACCUCCGUGGAAAUGACAUAGCCCUGGUGGAGCUGUCUCACCCAGUCAACAUCACGCGGUUCAUCUCCCCUGUCUGCCUGCCAGAGGCGGGGCACCGAUUCCACCUGCGCAGCACCUGCUAUGCAACCGGCCUCCAAGAUGUGCCCGAAGGGGUGCCAUUGGACAGUGAGAGGUACCUGGAGAAAGUGGCCCAAACACUUAUUGGCUGGAGAACAUGUAACUGCAUCUACAACACUCACAGUAGGCCAGAACAAUCCAAUCCAGCUAAGCUCGGCAUGUUGUGCAUAACGGAGAGUGAUGGGAAGAAGGGCCCCUGUGUGGGAGACUCUGGUGGCCCUGUGGUUUGCAAUGAGGAUGAAACCUGGUUCCUUGCUGGAGCAAUCAGUUUUUCCCAAGGGUGUCAUCUUCUGGACAGUCCUACUAUCCUCACUGCGGUGUCCUCCUACCUGGACUGGAUCAGCCGCUGGACGAACUCUACAGCAGCCUUUUCCCCCCAGACUAUUGUAGUCACGGACGAUGUGGACAACGACACCUGCAGCGACCUUCUCAGUAAUCAGACCUUAGGAUGUGGAAUCUCAGAAGCAGAUGUUUCUGGCACAAGAAGUCCUGGGCCUUGGCCGUGGCAAGUGGACCUCUGGAAAGAUGGGCAUAGGGCAUGCGGAGGGGCCCUUAUCUCAGCCUCCUGGGUGAUAACGGCUGCACAGUGCUUCUUGAGCCCCGAUUCUUCAGAGUCUCCAUCGGACUGGUCUGUAUCAGUGGCUACUGGGACGCCUGCGAUGCAGAACUUCACCGUGCAGGAGAUCAGUAUUCACGGCUCUUACAUCUCUUAUGAAGAAGGGAAUAACGUCGCCCUCGUUCGACUCUCCCAACCAGCACCAUUACGGCCAUACAUCCAACCAAUAUGCCUGCCCGAUUCCUCCCAUCUCAUGCCGUAUGCGGCUUCCUGCUGGCACACCGGUGAUGGGCAGGUAGAACCUCCCCGAGGGGUGAAGAUGGAGCUGAUUGGUGCGAACCAAUGCAACUGUAUCUACAGCCAACCCAAAUCUGCCAACCACAGCGUGUCCAUAUUGCCUGGCAUGAUAUGUGCGGCCAGACUGGAGGGGAAUGGCAGCCAGUGUCUGAACGAGCCCGGGGCACCGCUCGCGUGUAAGGAGAAUGGAACUUGGUUCCUGAUUGGUGUGCAAAGCUUUGGAGGAGAGUGUGAGAAAGAUGCAGACGCUGCACUCCCGGGAGUGUUCACUCAGCUGGCAAAGUAUGAAGACUGGAUAUCCAGGGAGACGCGGGAUGCUCUCUUCAUCCCACAGAUCUAUACCCCUCCUGCUGAGAUGGACACGGACAGAUGUUCAUACAACAGUCCAAGAGGUUGUGGGCACUCAGUCACGUCGCCAGGCUCCGGACCCGUUGGUGAUGCCACAGAGACAACAUGGCCCUGGCAGGUCAGUCUGCAGCUGUACGACACUCACAUCUGUUCUGGGGUCCUGAUCGCUGAAACCUGGUUCCUCACGGCAGCGCACUGUAUUCCCAGAUUCACGUCCAUCAGAGACUACACAGUCCUACUAAGCCGGCAGCUCCAGUAUGGUGAGAAUCCUCGAGAGAUGACUCGUACCAUCAAGAGGGUGGUGUACCACCCAGACUAUAAGGCGAAGACCGGAGAGAAUGACCUGGCACUGGUGGAGAUGGACUAUGGCACCACAUUCAGUGACUACAUCAUGCCCAUCUGCCUCCCCCCUGACCAGACCUUGCCUCCUGCCACCGGGUGUUGGGUCAGUGGAUGGGGGAGACUGUACCCCUCAGAAAGCAUCUCCUUCCUUCCUCCGCUGAGGCAUCUGAAGGUCUCUCUGCUGGAUGGAAAAAAUUGUGGUGGUCAAGGAAACGUUGCAGGGGGCAGCAGACAAGAGCAGCUUUGUGUGGCCGCUAAAAGUGACAACACGUUUUCCUGCUUGUUGGACUCCAGUGCCCCCCUUGUGUGUCAGACACGACCCGGAGGCCCCUGGUUCCUGUUUGGUGUUGGCAGCCAGAAGUCUCCGUCCGUGAGGAACGCAUGCCCUGGGAACUUCACCGCAGUCCUGCCCACAAUGUCCUGGAUCAGACAGGUGGUUCCCAGAAGUGACCUUAAAGACUUGCAGGGCAAUGAGACCAUCCCAGAUGCAGGACACAAUGGCACAACGACCGCUGGCACGACAACAGUGAGCACACCACUGCAGAACAGCACAACGAUAACACCACACAGUACCAAUACUACACACCCGGCCAGCAAUGUCCCACUUGGAGGAGAUCACAACCUCACCACCAAGGCAGGCCAUUCCUGCUUGGACCACAAUGGCGAGGAUGGAGUAACCUGUGUGGAGGACACAACAGCUGGUCCAUACAACAUCAUCUCAACCUCUUCUUCUAAAGGGUCAACAGAACAACCUGGUUCUACAGGUAACACGCCAACAACGAGGUCGGCAGGAGAAACCUUUAGAUGGAGCUGGCUUCUCCACAGCUUCCUAUCUAUCCUGUGCCUUGGCCUGUGCUGAUCCUUCAAAGGCCGGUUAUCCAUGCGGACGGAUAUCUGCUGCCCCAGCAGCUCCACAGGCACACAGUACCCUCAUUGAUCUAGAUUCAUCCGUUGGGAUUCCACCCAGAGAUUCCACCCAGUUAUUGGUGCAACUUGUACGAUUAUUAUAAUUUCCCUAACCACAGUUGCCUGGGAUCAGCCAAUAUCUGAACAUUGUUCUAAAGGCUCAGAGACAAAGCUGCUUUCCAGAGAAAGAGUAUAUUUCUUGUAUAACGCAACGUGUACCCUUUAUCAUGGAGGAUAUAUAUGUGUGCCACAUGUAUAUGUUUCAUAUAUGUUCUAAAUAUGUAAAAAAAAAUGUGAAGCGAUGCUUGAUCGAACGUAAGGGUGGAAAACGCUGUAUAUAGCUGGAUACACACCCUGCGACCAUGCAACCCAGGCGAUGCGGUGAUGCAACGAUACAUCACAUCCACCGUACAUACUAAAUGAUCCCAUGUACGCCGUCACGAUGUGUUGUUUCAUGCAACUUGUUAAAUCCACCGCGUCAUCACAAUCCAUCUUCUCAUCGUUCAGGGAAGAAUAAGUGGUCCUAGAUCCAGGGACAUAGUUACUAUGUCUAUCCUUCCUCUGCCU